This is a messenger RNA of Pleurotus ostreatus (oyster mushroom), 384 nucleotides long. RefSeq lists its product as uncharacterized. The transcript is spliced from 4 exons. The record is from RefSeq and is a predicted model, not a curated record. The coding region runs from base 1 to 384 and encodes 127 amino acids. NCBI's taxonomy places the organism in Eukaryota, Fungi, Basidiomycota, Agaricomycetes, Agaricales, Pleurotaceae.
AUGCCCGCAGACCGCUCUCCAAAAAACCGUCGCCAACGACGAUCCCGCCCGUAUCAAAGCUCCCCUCAAUUGGCACGGAGGUCAACUUCUGCUGGGAGUGCUCGUGGCUACAGCAAUAGUUCUGCUCUCAUGGGAUUCAACGAUGUAAACGGAGACUUUGACACCAUGAUGGAUGUCGAUGUCGUUGUCGAUCCUCUACAGCGUCAGGUACGAGUCACCCUGUCGUUGGAGGACUCGGGCGCCGAAUAUCCUAGACCUGGUCAUCACGUAGUCCCACAACAAGGCCAACAACAAAUUGAAGGUGGAGAAGGCCACGAAGAACAUCAUCGCGGAUGGUGGAUGCUACUGCUGCGCUUCUUUUUCGUCGUUGCCACGACGAACUAG